UAACACUGUUAGUGUCAAACUUAAGUGCCCGCUGAAUACUGAUAAGUGAUUAGAAUUAAAUGGAAAACAAAUUCAUUUAAUAGUAGCUUUAUUACAACAUACGUCUGUAAAAUAUUUAUUCUAUUACGUAGAUAUACAUAUAAAGAAGCAAUGGCUGAAGAACAAAAACCAGUGAAUGCAGAAGAUCUCAAACAACUCAAAGAAAGAAUGAAACUAAUUGCUGAUGCUGAUCCAGCGCAAUAUCACAAUGAUUAUUCUUUAAAACGAUACUUAAGGGCGUUUAAAACAGUUGAUAGUGCCUUUCAGGCAAUAUUGAAAACCAACAAAUGGAGAGCAGAAUAUGGUGUUACAGAGCUCCAUGAAAAUAAAGAAAUUAUUGAGAAAUAUAGCAAUAAAGCAAGAGUACUUAGACACAGAGAUAUGGUUGGAAGACCAAUCAUCUAUAUACCAGCUAAGAACCACAGUUCUAGCGACAGAGACAUUGACGACUUGACAAAAUUUAUUGUACAUUGUUUAGAGGAUGCUAGCAAGAAGUGUUUUGAAGAAGUUGUAGAUAAUCUAUGUAUAGUGUUUGAUUUGAAUAAUUUUACACUUUCGUGUAUGGACUACCAAGUACUGAAGAAUCUUAUUUGGCUGCUGAGUAGACACUAUCCAGAACGACUUGGUGUUUGUCUGAUAAUUAAUGCACCAACAUUCUUCUCUGGCUGCUGGGCAGUUAUUAAAGGAUGGCUAGAUGAAAACACAGCGAGUAAAGUAACAUUUGUAAAUUCUGAAAUGGAUUUAUGUCAGUACCUGAUACCAGAUAUCUUACCCACCGAUAUGUAACACCUGAUAACUCGAGAUAACAUUGUAAAUAACUGUAAUCUAAUAACUAGUCAGUCAUCUGUGGCCGAGUCUGCUAUUUCAAUGGGCUAACUUUUGUUAUUAUUAAUGUCGUUUUUUAUCAAUCUCAUGAUAAUAGGUCAAAACUUUUUUGGAAUAUCUUAAUUGACUUCUACUAAAAGCUGAAAAUAUGAUACUAAUAUCUUCUUAUAAAGUUUAAUGUAAUAAAUUCGAAGUUGUUAUUCUAAUUUACUAAUUUGAAGUCAGCAAAUACUACUGUUGAACAAGAUUUAUUUUUAAUAAAUUCAGAGUAUGCUCACAAACAAUUUGACGAUUUUACUUAAGGAUAAAAACUUUUAAUAAUUAUUAUACAGUUUACCUUCCUUUUUAGAUAUAGCAUUGAGUCUUAUUUACAAUAAUUGGGUGCUGUAAUUGCACUAUUAAAACAUAUAUCGUGGUUUGGCUAUGGUUUAAUUAGUGUCCGGCUCGAAGGACCAAAUUAUAUGGUUCCUAAUUUUGAUAUAGAAAUUUAAUAACUACUCACGUACAACAAAAGGAUAUUUCUAUUAAAUUAAAUGCUUAUAAAAAUCCUGAAGAAAUUUCUCGCAACAAAACUUGCGCUUAUAAAAGAAGCAAGGCUGUUUCAUGGCAUUUCGGCUCAUACAAUUGAUUACCAAUAACUAACCGUUAAAAAUAGGAGACCCGGUUCCUAAGGUGUUAUAUCAAUGUCUAUUAAGAUUUUACUGUUAUUAAAAAAACUGUUUUAAAGUUAAAUGUUGAUGUUCUUAUGUUAUACAUUUAUGUAUAAUUCUUAGAGUCGUGCAUUAAUUAACCGUUAAUUAAGUCAUUUUAAGAUUUAAUUAAUAUGCAAUAUGAUUAAUACAUAAUGCUAAGUCUCGGCUCGCAAUGUUACCUUAACUACGACCGUUAUAAAUAUGUAAAAUACAUAUUGAUUUUCUUCAUAUAAGCUGUUAAUAAUUUUAUCUUUGUUGUAAGUAAUAAUUUGUGCUAAUCUUGCCAUAAUAUUUUUACUUUAAGUAUGUUAAAUGUGUGCAUUAAAAUUUGUGGGAUAUAUGUCGAGCAUAUAUCCAUUUUCUAACUGGUUUUGUUUUACUUAUGUUAUAAACCAUUAUUGUAGAACUUCAUGUAAUGUGUAAAAUGUAAACAUAAAAUCAAUAAGAAAUAUUAUAGUAAAGUGCCAGCUCGCGAAUACUUGAUAUAUUUUGGAAUUUUAAACUACUUCGAUAGAUGGCGCUACCUGCAUUUUUUCUAUCGAAAAACUGUCAAAUUUGAUUUCAUUGUAAUACCAAAAAUUGUGUGACAUUCCAUGUAAAAUAUAUUAUUCUUAAUCA
Messenger RNA from Pieris rapae (cabbage white), 2174 nucleotides. Its product is annotated as CRAL-TRIO domain-containing protein C3H8.02. NCBI's taxonomy places the organism in Eukaryota, Metazoa, Arthropoda, Insecta, Lepidoptera, Pieridae. The record is from RefSeq and is a predicted model, not a curated record. The transcript is spliced from 4 exons. The coding region runs from base 151 to 825 and encodes 224 amino acids.